GCUGUUCAGUGAAUGGUGUGGUCAGGCAGCCAGAUGUUGCUCUCAGCUGGGUGCAAGUUCAAAGAGGCCUGAACAACAAUGGGGAGUUUUGUGGCUGAUGUGUUUCUGCUGCUGCUGAUUUCCACAGGACAAGUUCACGGAGCGUCAUUCUACGGUGACGGAUACAUCCACCUGCGAACGGUGCAGUCAUCCGUUCAGAACCUGCUCCACGUCCAAUUUCGAACCUCUAGUCCGGCAGGGCUGCUUUUUCUGGCAGCAGGUCGGAGAGACUUCCUGCUGCUGGAACUGAUCUCUGGCUUUCUGCAGGUGCGUCUGGACCUGGGCUCAGGUGAACGUUUACUGCGUACAGAAACGGGCAUUCACCUUAAUGACCUGGGUUGGCACUCUAUGGAGCUGACCCAUGACCGCCAUAAUGUCACCAUGACCGUGGACCGCAACUCUCACACCAGCCUCCAUAUGCCAGGACCGGAUCUGGAGCUCAUGGUGGAGGAUGGACUUUUUGUUGGCGGGGCAGCCGGUCUGAGCCACCCCUACAUUCUCAACAUUUCCUCUGGGUUCCGAGGUUGUGUGGAUGAAGUGGUGUUCAACAAACAUAACCUGCUGUCCGGUUUGAGGCGCUAUUCUGCGUACAAGAAAGUCCACGAGGUAUCUCUGGGCUGUAAUCUGCAGUUUUCUGCCACAGAAGAAGAUCCUGUGAGUUUUUUCAGCUCCAAAGCCUUCAUGUCACUCCCCCCGUGGGAUGUACCACAGGAAGGUGUGUUUGAAUUCGAACUCCACCCCUCUGAGAGAGAACAAGACGGCAUAGUCCUGUACAGCUCCAACAACCAGGGUGGGUUUGUUGCUGUAGAGAUCCUAGAUGGUAACCUGGUGGCGACAAUAGGAAAUGGAGAGGGGAGUAAAACUGAGCUGCGUUCUCUAACACAUGUCACCACCAACCACACUUGGUACCCCAUCCAGCUACACCUGCUACCCUACAGCCUGGAGCUCAAGGUAGACAAAGAGUUAAUCAAGGGCAACCUGGGUCCGGAGCUCCAGGCCAUCCAGCUCAGAGGGCCACUUUUCCUCGGAGGACUGGAUAAGGAAACAAGGGAAGUGGCGCAGCAGGCUGGGUUGCUCUCUGCCUCGUCUUUUAAAGGCUGCCUCCGAGAAAUUAGGGUGAACACUCAAAGAACGGGCCUCCCUCAUGCCGCCAUCACCAAGGACAUCACUGUGGGCUGUAAGAUGGGACAAGAACUUGAGAUGGGGGCGACCAACAGCCCAACAGAUCGCCCUGAGUUGGUUAUUACAACCCCAGAACCAGUGACCACCAACAAGAGGACCCCUAACUUUCUUUUGCUGAGAAAACUAGAGGUGGCAGAGGGAGGCCGAGCACCGCUGGAGCCCAAACACAUCAAGGUGAAUCUGAAUUUUCGUAAACUGGGUCUCCAUCCUUCCCAGUUGCUUUUCCGUAUUGAGGAGCAACCUGUUCACGGUCAGCUCCGGCUCGACCUCCGCCCAGACCCUGAGGGAACGCUAGAAGAGGUGGAGCAAGAGAGGACCAUCACCAUAGGAGCCGAGGAGCACGACAGGACUUUCAGUAUGCUCGACCUGUGGCAGGGCCGUGUGAUGUAUGUUCACAGUGGUUCAGAGGACCAGAACGACUUCUUCAUGUUCUCAACCUUCUCCAGUAAGAAGGAGCUUCCUGUGUUUCUAAGGGGCAAACGUCUGCAUCGGUUUGACAUUAGCAUCAGUCCUGUCAAUGAUGCGCCUGUGUUCAGCCUCCCAGAGGGAAAUAUUUUCACUCUGCUGGAGAAGUCCAAACGCCAGUUGACAACAGAUGUGCUGAGAGUGUCGGACCCUGACAGCAGUCCUGCAGAGCUGAUGUUCAGCUCCCUUGGCGAACUCUACACCGAGGCCGGACACCUUCAGCACGAGGAUUACCCAGAGAGGGCCGUUAACUUGUUCUCAUUAAAUGACCUGGACGAAGGUAAGAUCAGCUUUGUCCACUCUGGGGUCUCCACCACCAGGCUGCCACUCAGGGUCAGCGACGGGGAGAAGUCAAGCAACACGGUAGUUUUGCGGAUCAUGGCGGUGGCACUCGAACACCAACUGGUGAAUAACACAGGAUUGGAGGUGAACCAAUGCGAGGCUUCCAUCAUCACUACCAGUCACCUUGCAGUACAAGUGAAUGUGGCUGAUCAGGCAGUGGAAAUCCGAUAUGACGUGAUAGAGCCACCACGAUAUGGUGAGCUCCAGCGGAUGCACUCAAGUGGCGACUGGAAAUUGACGACCUCGUUCUCUCAAAAACUUCUAGAAAAAGAACGGAUCCGAUACCUCAGCUCGUUCCGUGGCCUUCAGACCCAGAUCAACAUCACUGAUCAGUUCAAAUGUAAUAUCAGCAUCGGUUCCCUGGUCCAGGAGGAGGUUGUUGUCCCCAUCAAGGUGCGCUGGAUCCACUUCAAGGUCACGCGAAGCAAGAUGGAGGUCAGCGGUGUUCUGUCGGCUGUCGUCACUCCCGAGAACCUCCAUGUCGUUUCCAAGGGGGUCAGACUCACUGAGGACAACCUCUACUUCAGACUCCUUACACUACCAAAGAAAGGUCGACUGCUUUUUGACAACAACGCUGUACAAAAUAACUCAACCUUCAGCCAGAAGAAUAUCACCGACGGUUUAUUGAAGUUCGAGCUGUUCAACAGGCUCCUCGAUGACACGAGAGACACUUUCAGCUUUCAGGUCUUUUCAACGCACGGCAACUCGACAAGUUACGACUUCAGGAUCAACAUCAAAACUGAGUCGACGGCCUUCACUGUAGUAAACGAAGGUCUUUUAAUACCGGAAGGUGGAAGUAAAGUCCUCACCAAAGACAUCCUCUUCACUCACACGGCAAGUAACCGGGUAGUGCAGUACAACAUCACAGUGAGCCCCAAGCAUGGACAGAUCAGAAGGAUCAAUCUCUCCAACUCAACGUCCAUUAACGACAACAUUGCAGUCUUCACAAAUCGGGACAUUGCAGAGGAGAGGAUCAUGUACGUUCACGAUGACAGCGAAACCAAGCAGGACUCUUUUACAUUUCAAAUCCUGGUUUAUAAACCGCGUAAACAAUCCAGUAAGAAGGAGGAGAGAAACUCGGCCGAACACACCUUCAACAUCUCUGUGCGGCUCGUCAACGAUCAGAGACCUGUCAGGGUCGUGGAUAAAGUUUUCCACGUGGCCCGCGAUGGCCAGAGGUUGGUGACAUUGGGCGACCUUCGCUACAGGGACGACGAUUCAGACUUCGAGGACGAGUGGUUGGUGUACACACGGAGGGGGAUUCCCAUGGGAGAGCUGGUGCUGGCCAGUAAUCCCAGUCACAAAUUGUACGAGUUUACACAGCGAGACCUUGAGCAGAAAAAGGUGUUGUUUGUCCAUAGAGGAGUGAGUUUCGGGCGUUUUGUGCUUUUUGUAUCUGAUGGGAAACAUUAUGUCUCAACACUGCUGGAGGUGAUGGCCCAGGAUCCUUACCUGCAAGUGGAGAACAACACAGGCCUCGUGCUCCAGCGAGGUGGGAUCACGACCCUGACCUCUGCAAACCUCAGCGUCUUCAGCAACCUCGACAUCCGAGACCCACAGGAGGUGACGUUCCAGGUCUUCCUUCCCCCUAAACGCGGCGCCCUCUGCUUUGCCAACGGAGAUUGCGACACAGUGAAGAGAGCAGAUGCGAUUUCAAUAUUCACCCUGUGGGAUCUGGUGGCGGGGCGCCUGGCGUACCACCACGACGGCAGCAGCCAGGAAUUGUCAGACUGGUUCAAUGUGACGGCCAAAGCCAGAGAGAAGAGCAACGAGAGGCAACCAGAAAGAGGGAGGAGGGAGGUGCACCUGGACAUCGGAGUGCCGGUAAAAAUCUACCUGGAGAGUCAUCAGAGGCAGCCAACGGUCAUGAGUAACCGUGUGGUGGUGGUGGAGGAGGGACAGAAUGUCUCCAUCACCAGGGAGCAUUUAGAGGUCAUCCACGAGGACAGCCAGCCCUCAGAGAUCAUUUUUACCGUCCAGAGUCCUCCCACCCUUGGUUUCCUCCACAGGUCCUCCCCCAUUAAUGAGCCCCAGAAUAAUGGAGAACAGCAGCUCGAUCAGUGGAACAGGGAAGAGGAAACAACCUCCUUCACCCAGGACGACCUGAACCAGGGAUUGAUCGAGUAUCAUCAGGAGGCGGCAGGAAGCAUCAACGACUCGGUUCUGUUGGAGGCAACCAACGGGGUCACAAAGGUCGGACCCAUCAGGCUGGAGAUCGACAUCAUUCCUCUCCUGCUCCCCCUACAGGUGUCUGACUUGACCCUUGACGAGGGGUCAUCCCUGCCGCUGACCCCUGACAUCGUCAAGGUUGCCAAUCACCAUUUCUCAGGCAUGAACUUCCUGUAUCAAGUCAUCGUUCCACCACGACACGGACACUUGGAGCACAGCCGGAUACCGGGGAUGCCCAUCACGGCUUUCACGCACACUGAGUUGGAACGUGAGUACAUCUCCUUCAUCCACGACGGCAGUGACACACAGAGCGACAACUUCACCCUCCAGGCCAAUCAGACAGAGAUCGGCAAGCACAGUUUGCCCUGCACCGCCCACGUCAGCGUUACGCCGGUGAAUGAUGAGACUCCUGUCGUUACAACCAACCGGGGUCUGAAGGUGUGGAUGAGCUCGGUGACAGAAAUCACCACAGACGACCUCAGCGCCGAGGACUCUGACACUCUGUCUGAUUGGCUGGAGUUCAUCGUCACGCCGCCCAGCAACGGCCACCUGGCUCUGAGGACCGCCCCGUCCAAGCACAUCCUGAACUUCACCCAGAGUCACAUACAGAGGGGACAGCUGGUGUUUGUGCACAGCGGUGCAGCCGCUGGUGGCUUCCACUUCCAGGUGAACGAUGGCGUUAACUUUGCCCCUCGUCAGAUAUUCAGCACGACUGCCCACUCUCUGGUCCUCACUCUGCAGAGGAACCAUCCGAUGGAGGUCUACCCAGGUUCUGUGACACCGAUCACUGAGCAGGAUCUUCAGGUGGUAACUGAUGAUGUCAGCGAUGUCAGGAGAAACCACUCUGUGGUGUUUGCGGUCACUGCUCCUCCCACACUCGGCCGCCUGCUCCGGCGAAUGCCCGACAACUCUACGCAGGACAUUUCUACGUUCACGCAAAGCAUGGUGAAUGACGGAGUCGUCCUGUACGAUCAGAACAACCCGGAGUCGGUGGGAUGGUCGGCCACAGACUCUUUCUCUUUCACUGUGUCCUCUCCUCCUGCUUUUCUGGCUCCACACACCUUCACCAUCUUAAUCUCCUACCUCGCUAACAAACAUCAUCAACACAACACCAGACUACUAAACAAUGCAGGUGCUGUGGUGGCGGAGGGAGGCAGGGUCACGAUCGACAGGGGGAAACUCGAUGCCUCCAACCUCCUGGGGAAAGUUCCCGAUCAACACCGGAAAGACCACCACAUCCUGUACCGGGUGAUUUCUCCUCCACGUCACGGGGCUCUGUCUAUGCAAGGACAGAAUCUCACCAGAGACCAACCAGAUUUCUCACAGAUCACCCUCAAUAACUUUGGCAUCACAUACAUCCACGACGACUCUGAGACUCUGAGUGACAGCUUCACGUUCCAGGCUUGGGUUGCUCCUCUGGAUCCCUCCUCCUCCUCCUCCUCAUCGUCCCUGUCUGCUUUCUCCUCUGAUUCCUCCUAUUCCCCUCUCUAUUCGAUAUCAUCACCCCCCCUGCCGCCACUCAAAGCGGUUCCUGAUGGCAGAGUGAAGGACAGCCUGGCGGUGACGGAGACGUUCAACAUCACGGUGACACCAGUCAACGACCAGCCGCCUCUCAUCCGGAGCAGAACCCCGGGGAUGAAGGUGGUGGUCGGAGAGAGAGUGGUACUGGGCUCAGACUACCUGCAUGUUGAGGACCAUGACAACCCUCCAGAGGAGCUGCACUACCUCGUGAUCAGUAAACCCAACAGCGGCUACCUGACGCUGGGGGAGAGACCAGAGCCUGUGACCUCAUUCACCCAGUACGACGUCAACCACGGCCGGCUGCAUUUCAUACAACAGGGUGAGGCUUCAACAGGAGUUUUCUACUUCAAUGUAACCGACGGUCACCACCGCCCGCUCUACAAGCUCUUCGGCCUGGAGGUGAUUAAACCCUCUGUCUCCAUGGUGAACAACACCGGCCUGUCAUUAGUCCAAGGCCGGACCGCUGUGGUCCUGACCACCGACCAGCUGGCAGCUCGGACCAACGGCCGCAGCCCGGCCAACGUCACCUACACGGUCACCACGCACCCUCGCCACGGACGCAUCGCCAUCAACGACCUGGAGGUCACGACCUUCCGCCACGAGGACCUGCAGUUCGGGCGAGUCGUCUAUCACAUGACCGAUCUGAGCGAAUCGGAGGACUUCUUCCGAGUGUCAGUGUCGGCCUCGUCGCCUGGCGUCGAUUAUGGAGAUGUCACGGCACAGACGGUUAAGGUCACUGUGCGGCCUCUGAUCUACCUGAGGGAGCCGGUCAGAGUCCCCAGUGGCAUCGCUGUGAAACUCGGGAAAUCCAUGAUCGACGCCUCGGAGCUGGCGAGAAUCAGCCGAGCCGACCCGGUGUUUGAGAUUCUGUCGCCACCAAAACAUGGAAAACUGGUCAAGAUGACCUAUGACCCCAACCGGGCAUCAGAGGUCCUGAAGUCCUUCACCUUCAGAGACGUGUUGCAAGGCCGAGUCGCCAUCGAAGAGACUCUGAGUGACGGCGACAACCGGCUCCACGAUAACACAUCAACGCUCGGGACCGCUCAGGGCCACACCCCCGCCAGACCUCUCAACGAUUCCUUCAUCUUCCUCGUGAAGGCUGGAAAUGUCCAACCGGCGAAGGGAGAGCUUCACUUCACCAUCCUGCCCCACCACCAGAUGCAUCACGGUCCGACUGGUGGAAAUAAAGAUGAGGGUGCAAGUGGCAAACACACCACAGAACCUAUUCCGACGCAGAACAGGACGACUGCCGGAGGAGGGAGAAGAGGGGGAGCAGGGGGAUCCACGACGCUCACUGAAGUCCAGGUGGGUUUGCAUCCUCACAUCCUGUCACAGAAGAACCACAACCGGACACAGCCCAGGUCGAGGCCCCACGGCCGCUGGGGGAACCACACACGCAACUGGGGUCAUGGAGGUAGGUCAGGGAGCGGCGCGGAGGGAGCGGGUAGAGGUCACACUCACCCUGCUCAACCCCACACUCCUUUCAUCUCAGACAAACACGGGCCGGCGAUCCCCCCCGACGCCAACGCGGUUCACGUGGAGGUCCUCCCUCGACCCGCCUCCGACCCCCUCCUCAUCAUCCUGCCCUUGCUGGCCUGUCUGCUCCUCAUCAUCAUUCUUGUGGUUCUGAUUCUGGUAUUCCGCCGCCGAAAGGAGAAACAGGCCCGGCAGCGGCUCCUCCGGGAGCUGGCCGCGGUGGUGCUGCCCACUGAGGACAGUCCUUAUCUGGGACGGCCGGAGCGGAGCGUGGCGAUGCCAUCUGUGGUGGUCACCCCGCUUGCCCCGGCAAGCUGCCCCACCUCACCAAAGGAGCCCAUGAGUCCCAGGAGGAGGAGGAGCCUGGCCCCCGGGAUGACCUUCUGGGGGCCGUUUGAAGCUGACGGAGCAGCUGGAAAUGGGAAUAUUAGACGUGGUUCCAUUGAUCAAAGAAAUAAUGUGAUUUGUCGUAAUGCAUUCCCAGCUGUCGCUACAGGAUUCAAGGCCUCUGUGAGUUCUAGGUCCCCCACUCUCAGACACGACCAGUACUGGGUCUGAUGAAGGCAAUUCAAAGAUAAACUGACUGUGCCUUAGAGCUGUAUUUUAGUGGGAAGGGUAUAAGUGAUCUGCUGUAAGCUGAAGAGAGGACACAAAUUAUGCACAUUCGAUGAAGACAUGUAGAAAUAUGAUGAUGGAUGAACUAACUUGAACUUUGUGGAAGUAGCAUGACUGAAAUAAGUGUUAUUUCAUGUUUAGACCAAAGUCUAUUAUUUAUGCUUAGGCUGCCAUUUUGAAUUGUCCUUAAAAGGUGUUUUAUGUCAAAAUGCACAUUGUGUAACAAAUGGUCUUGGACUGAUUCAUCAAAACACCAGUUCAACGCCUAUAGUGAUGAAAGUAGUGGGAUAUUUUUGGAACCGAGCGUUGAACUCAAACAUAGACUUUAGUAAACAAACUGUCAGAUUUGAUUUGAGGAAGCUGAAUUUGGGGUUUUCGUUGAAAUGGGAGUUUGUAGUUUAACUAUCGCUCUCCUACAAGUUGCUGUGUUACUUCCUUAAAUGUCAGCUGCUGAAUCAUAGUGAUGUUUGUUCACAUAAAAAGGUACUGUCAGCUUUUAUUGCAAAACUACAUUUACCGCUCGUGCACGGGUGUCAUUCACCAUUCUGCACUUUUCCAUUACUGUGACCGUCUCUGGUCGUCCGUACAGUGUUAAUAUAAACUCAUAGUGAGCUAUAAAGACAUAACUUCACCUUUGACCCUGUUUAUGCCUGGAUUUGUUUGCCGUGCACUGUGUAAAACUUUAUUUUUAAUAAAUGAUGUUU
This is a messenger RNA of Platichthys flesus (European flounder), 8513 nucleotides long. Its product is annotated as chondroitin sulfate proteoglycan 4-like. Lineage: Eukaryota; Metazoa; Chordata; Actinopteri; Pleuronectiformes; Pleuronectidae. The coding region runs from base 79 to 7752 and encodes 2557 amino acids. The transcript is spliced from 22 exons. The record is from RefSeq and is a predicted model, not a curated record.